CCCCUAGACACAACUACGACAACAUAACCAACAAAAACGGGUCACAACUCCUGCAGCUCUGUCGGACACUGGGUAUGUACAUUGUCAAUAGUAGGCUUUGAGGGGACUACUAUGGUAGAUACACCUAUAGCUCAUCUCUUGGCGGUAGUACUGUAUACUACUUUAUCACUGACCUCAACCCAGAGUCUCUUAGAGCGUUCACAGUCAGUCCACUGACACCCCUAUCAGAUCACAGCAAAAUCACACUCUACUUAAACAGAGCUAUGCUCAAUCAUGAGGAAUAAAAGCCAAAGGAACUGAAUAAUAUUAAGAAAUGCUAUAGACGGAAGGAAAGUAGUGUGGUAAUCUAUCAAAAAAACAACUAGGCAACAACAAAUUCAAUCCCUUCCAGACAAUUUCCUGGACAAAAUGUUUCACUGUAAUAUUGAAGGUGUAAACUUGGCAGUAGAAAACCUAAACAAACAACAAACAAACAACAACGCAAGUUAUCUAUCCAAAAUAGAGAAGUAUGGAUAAACAACUUCUCCAAUAUUUUUGGCUCUAUAACAAAGAACAAAGGACAAACAGCAAAAACAUAUACAUGAUCAAAAACAAAUCUUAGAAUCAACUAUUAAAUACUACCAGAACCCACUGGAUUCUCCAAUUACAUUGAAUGAACUGCAGGACAAACUACAAACCCUCCAACCCAAAAAGGCCUGUGGGGUUGAUGGUAUCCUAAAUGAAAUUAUAAAAUAUACAGACCACAAAUUCAAAUUAGCUAUACUUAAACUCUUUAACAUCAUCCUCAGCUUUGGCAUAUUCUCCAAUAUGUGGAACCAAGGACUGAUCACCCCAAUCCACAAAAGUGGAGACAAAUUUGACCCCAAUAACUACCAUGGGAUAUGCAUCAACAGCAACCUUGGAGAAAUCCUCUGCAUUAUUGUAACAGUAUAACUUUACGUCGUCCCCUCGCCCUGACACGGGUGCAAACCUGGGACCCUCUGCACACAUCAACAACGGUCGCCCACGAAGCACGGCCGUUACCCAUCGCUCCACAAAGGCCGUGGCCCUUGCAGAGCAAGGGGAAACCCUACUUAAGUCUCAGAGCAAGUGACGUAACUGAUUGAAAUGCUACUAGCGCGCACCCGCUAACUAGCUAGCCAUUUCACAUCCGUUACACUCACCCCCCUUUCGACCUCCUCCUUUUCCGCAGCAACCAGUGAUCCGAGUCAACAGCAUGAAUGUAACAGUAUAACUUUACGGCGUCCCCUCGCCCCGACACGGGCGCGAACCAGGGACCCUCUGCACACAUCAACAACGGUUGCCCACGAAGCAUCGUUACCCAUCGCUCCACAAAGGCCGCAGCCCAUGCAGAGCAAGGGGAAACCCUACUUAAGUCUCAGAGCAAGUGACGUAACUGAUUGAAAUGCUACUAGCGCGCACCCGCUAACUAGCUAGCCAUUUCACAUCCGUUACACUCACCCCCCUUUCAACCUCCUCCUUUUCCGCAGCAACCAGUGAUCUGGGUCAACAGCAUCAAUGUAACAGUAUAAUUUUACAUCGUCCCCUCGCCCCGACACGGGCGCGAACCUGGGACCCUCUGCACACAUCAACAACGGUCGCCCACGAAGCACGGUCGUUACCCAUUGCUCCACAAAGGCCGCGGCCCUUGCAGAGCAAGGGGAAACCCUACUUAAGUCUCAGAGCAAGUGACGUAACUGAUUGAAAUGCUACUAGCGCGCACCCGCUAACUAGCUAGCCAUUUCACAUCCGUUACAUUAUCAUUAACAGCAGGCUUGUACAUUUCCUCAGUGAAAACAAUAUACUGAGCAAAUGUCAAAUUGGCUUUUUAUCAAAUUACCGUACAUCAGACCAUGUGUUCACCCUGCACACCCUAAUUGAGGAACAAACAAACCAAAAACAAAGGUAAAGUCUACUCAUGCUUUGUUGAUUUCAAAAAUGCUUUCGACUCAAUUUGGCAUGAGGGCCUGCUAUACAAAUUGAUGGAAAGUGGUGUUGGGGGAAAAACAUACAACAUUAUAAAAUCCAUGUACACAAACAACAAGUGUGCAGUUAAAAUAGGUUAAAAAAACACACAUUUCUUUCCACAGGGCCAGGGGGUGAGACAGGGAUGCAGCUUAAGCCCCACCCUCUUCGACAUCAACAAAUUGUCGAGGGCACUAGAACAGUCUGCAGCACACGGCCUCACCCUACUAGAAUCUGAAGUCGAAUGUCUACUGUUUGCUGAUGAUCUGGUGCUUCUGUCCCCAGCCAAGGAGGGCCUGCAGCGGCACGUAGAUCUUCUGCACAGAUUCUGUCAGACCUGGGCCCUGAAUAGUACAUCUCAGUAAGACAAAAAUAGUGGUGUUCCAAAAAAGGUCCAGUUGCCAGGACCACGAAUACAAAUUCCAUCUAGACACGAUGCAUACCUCGGCCUAAACAUCAGCGUCACAAAUCUGACCUCUCCCCCCUGACCUCUGACCCAGUGCCCCCUGCUGGUGCGGACCACCUCUGAUCCUACCGUGAUGAGCGCGUGCGGCAGGAAGGCUCUGGCAUUGCUGAGCAGCGUGUUUGCGGUCAGCGGCCUGGGGCUUCUGGGAGUUGCGGUCUCUACAGACUACUGGCUGUACCUGGAGGAGGGGGUCAUCCUGCCCCUGAACCAGACCACUGACAUCAGGACCUCCCUGCACUCUGGACUCUGGAGAGUCUGCUUCCUGGCAGGUGAAGAGGCAGGUCGCUGUUUCACCAUAGAGUACAUCAUGCCCAUGAACUUACAGCUGACCUCUGAGUCCACCGUCAGUGUACUUAAGAUGAUUCGUUCAGCCACUCCGUUUCCUCUGGUCAGUCUGUUCUUCAUGUUCAUCGGCUUUGUGCUAAACAACAUCGGACACGUCCGACCUCAUCGCACCAUCCUGGCCUUUGUCUCCGGAAUCUUCUUCAUCCUCUCAGGUCUGGCUCUGGUGGUAGGUCUCGUGCUGUAUAUAUCCAGUAUUAAUGACGAGAUGUUGAACAGGACUAAGAGCAGUGAGUCCUACUUCAGCUACCGGUACGGCUGGUCCUUCGCCUUCGCUGCCAUCUCCUUUCUGCUCACUGAGAGUGCGGGCGUCAUGUCCGUCUAUCUGUUCAUGAAGCGCUACACAGCCGAGGAAAUGUACCAGCGCCACCACCCCGGCUUCUACCGGCCGCGCCUCAGUAACUGCUCUGACCACUCCGGUCAGUUCCUGCACCCGGAGACCUGGGCACGCGGACGCAGCCCCUCGGACAUCUCCAGCGAAACCUCGCUCCAGAUGAGCGCCAGCUACCCGGCCCUGCUCAAGUGCCCCGACUACGACCAGGUCUCCUCCUCACCCUGCUGAAGGGGUCAUCAGGUCAGGGCAGGUCGCCAAGGUCAAGGGUGAGAAGUCAUAGGUGAUGUUGCUUUUAGAUACUGAUCUAAGAUCAGCUUCCGUUUUUCUUUUUUGAGUUAUCUGGAAUCUGUGGAGAGUUGCAGGAAAGUUGCUGGGUGUGGAUAGAACCUCCCGCCUGCAUAGUUUACUGGGAGAUCAGUCCCAAUAGAUAUACAGGGAAGCCUCUGUCUCUUUAUUUUGUUGUUGUUCGUUCCCAUUGUGAUGCUGCGUCCUGGACCUUGUUUGAAAACUACUACCAGCCAUGAUUGCUGCUGAGGCAACAGUUGAUGCUGCUGUGCCACAUCUUACCUACAGAUGACAGCAAAGUGCAGAGUUUCUUCAGGAGUAUUCACGUCUCACGUAUUUUCUAUUAUAUCAGGAUACGCCACUGCUUAGUUAACUUGACGAGGACCAAACUAACAUUUACACAAAUGUUUGAACGGAAACAAUACAUGUCACUAUGUUAAAGCUGCAAUCAGCAGUUGAAACAAUAACAAAGUGAACUCCCCAUCCGUUUCAGUAAAAAGCGGGGGGAUGGGGCUGGUGAAAUGUAACCACUCUCAAAUUCAUAGACAGAGCUAUAGAUGCAAGGACUGGCCAUCCAUGAUAUCUAAAUUAUUGUUACCAUGUUUUGAAGGUAUAUAGUGUUUGUUUACAAACAUUGGAGUGAAGCAAGCUUUUAUUUUGGUUUCUGAUGGUUACGACAGUUGAACUAAGCACAUGAGGCAUUUGUAAUAUUAUAACAUCAUAUUCUUAAGGUCCAAAAAUGGAUGAAACAACUGCAGGUUACACCUUUAAAUGUGUUAAAUAGUGUAGUUUGCUUCAUGUUGGAGUUUUUAAAUUGAUGUGUCCCUGCUGGCUCACAGAUCUGCCAACAUUACGUUUUCAUGUUAUGGAAUCUCCCCCCAAACAAUGCUUUGUUUUUGUAUCAUGUAAAAAUGAAUUAUUUUUAAAGUAAUUGGUAUUUAGUCUGAGACAGAUUUUUAUACAUGCAUAUGUAGAACUGUUGUACAUUGUAUGAAUAUAGCAAACCAUUGUAAAACAAGUCAAAUGUGUAGUUGCUGCUUAAAAUGAUUAAUUCUGAGAGUCAGCUUCACGCCUUCGGCAUAGCAACUGUUGCAUUCAAACUGUACUGUACAAUAUCUGGAGAAUAUCUAAAUGUGGGAAAUAAAUAGACUUUUCAAAAUCUUUAUAAUGAAA
This is a messenger RNA of Salvelinus fontinalis (brook trout), 4565 nucleotides long. RefSeq names its product calcium channel, voltage-dependent, gamma subunit 5b (gene cacng5b). Gene Ontology annotation, cellular component: AMPA glutamate receptor complex; postsynaptic density membrane. Gene Ontology annotation, biological process: neurotransmitter receptor internalization; regulation of AMPA receptor activity; transmission of nerve impulse. Lineage: Eukaryota; Metazoa; Chordata; Actinopteri; Salmoniformes; Salmonidae. The record is from RefSeq and is a predicted model, not a curated record. The coding region runs from base 2505 to 3335 and encodes 276 amino acids. Gene Ontology annotation, molecular function: channel regulator activity; voltage-gated calcium channel activity. The transcript is spliced from 6 exons.